AAGAAGAACAAACGUAAGCAUGGCUGCUGACAUGAGAUUACCAACUAUUCGAAAACCAGUGUCAAUUUCUGCUUUCGAUCGAAAAGAUCUGGUCGUCCCCGGCGAUGUUAUCACUUCAGACACUGGUUUCAUGAGGGGUCAUGGUACCUAUGUUGAUGAAGACAAGCUGACGGCUUCAGUCGCUGGAGAGGUGCAGAGAGUAGACAAGCUGAUCUGUGUCAGACCACUUAAGACCAGAUUCAAUGGUGAGGUUGGAGAUGUGGUGGUCGGAAGAAUUACAGAGGUACAACAGAAACGGUGGAAGGUGGAGACCAACUCCCGGCUGGACUCUGUCCUCUUGCUGUCUUCCGUCAAUCUGCCUGGAGGAGAGCUGAGGAGAAGAUCAGCAGAAGAUGAGCUCACCAUGAGAGAAUACCUUCAGGAGGGCGAUCUCAUCAGUGCAGAGGUGCAGUCUGUCUUCUCUGAUGGAGCCCUGUCGCUUCACACCCGUAGUUUAAAGUAUGGAAAGUUGGGUCAAGGAGUGCUGGUACAGCUUUCCCCUUCUCUGAUCAAGAGGCAGAAAACACAUUUCCACAACCUGCCGUGUGGUGCAUCCAUCAUCCUCGGGAAUAAUGGUUUUGUGUGGUUGUAUCCCACACCGGGUCAACAGGAGGAGGAGGCUGGAGGCUUCUACACCAGUUUGGAGCCUGUUAACCUGUCAGACCGAGAGGUGAUUUCCCGUUUGAGAAACUGUCUGCUGGCACUGGCUGCACACAAGGUCCUUUUGUAUGACACCAGUGUUCUUUAUUGCUAUGAAUCUUCACUUCAACAUCAGGUCAAGGACAUCUUGAAACCAGAGGUGAUGGAGGAGAUUGUAAUGUUGACGCAACAGAAGCUGUUUGAACAGGAAGGUUAGACAACACAAAUCCAAACUGACCCUGUCCCAAAAUCAUGCCGAGUAUCUAUGUCAAGGACGGACCACCUACCUAAAGACUCAACUGGCUUUUUUCCACAGAAUCCUCCCUAUUGUGACAGCCUGAUGGGUAGUUCAGGUCUUGUCAGAAAAACUGCUGAUCAUUGUUUGACUGCUAAUCAUAAGUAUGAGUAACUUUCAAAAUACUGCAGAAAUCACUUGAGCAGCUCUUCUUAAGUUUUACAGAGGUAUAGUGGAACACUUUUGAUACUGUGGGAGGUUAUACAAAAACUGUUGUAUGCAAUA
Seriola dumerili (greater amberjack) is the source of this 1198-nucleotide messenger RNA. It is a transcript of the gene exosc2, whose product is annotated as exosome component 2. Gene Ontology annotation, cellular component: cytoplasmic exosome (RNase complex); nuclear exosome (RNase complex). The transcript has 9 exons. Gene Ontology annotation, molecular function: RNA binding. Bases 20 to 895 code for a protein of 291 amino acids. Lineage: Eukaryota; Metazoa; Chordata; Actinopteri; Carangiformes; Carangidae. The record is from RefSeq and is a predicted model, not a curated record. Gene Ontology annotation, biological process: poly(A)-dependent snoRNA 3'-end processing; nuclear polyadenylation-dependent rRNA catabolic process; CUT catabolic process.